AUGCCUGUUAUAAUUCUGAUGGGAAGGUCGAGGAUGUAUUUAGAGGAGCUGCGCAGCUGUCUAUCGGCGCACUUUCGAGUUGUUCAUCUGGACGAUGAGUUCCGAGUCAUAAGAAGCAAGCUUAGCAACAUGGAUCCAGACACAGCAUACAUAGUGGAGAAUUGUGAAAUGAAACCACAGAGGUAUGAGAUUUAUUGCUUGGCAAAGCGCAACGAGACUUCAUACUGUAUCUUGGCCGAUGGAGAACUUUCAUCUUCGAAGCAUGAUGCCCCUAUCUUCUAUGCCAAGGAAAGUCUACCUACAAAAGAAAUUCUGGAUUGCCUCGAGCUCAAGCUCAACUGUAGUGCUGCACACAAGAAGAAGAUUGUUGGGCCAAACUAUUUGAUGGAUCUUAAGAAGAUCAUAAACCAGGUCAACAACGAGAUGCCUGAAGGCUCCAGACCCGUUCUCAAGGAUUGUGAAGACAAGAUCUUGAGGAUGAUUAAACUUAAUCCCAUGGAACUCGACGGGCUUGAAGGAGUGUAUAGAGAAAUUGUCCGGAGUGAGUUGGCUGCAAGGGGAUUUGAUCUUUGA
Messenger RNA from Encephalitozoon intestinalis ATCC 50506, 573 nucleotides. RefSeq lists its product as uncharacterized. The transcript has a single exon. The record is from RefSeq and is a predicted model, not a curated record. The coding region runs from base 1 to 573 and encodes 190 amino acids. Lineage: Eukaryota; Fungi; Microsporidia; Unikaryonidae.